Molecule: messenger RNA, 291 nt
Organism: Echinococcus granulosus
Lineage: Eukaryota; Metazoa; Platyhelminthes; Cestoda; Cyclophyllidea; Taeniidae
Exons: 3
Coding region: 1-291 (96 amino acids)
Source: RefSeq, a predicted model, not a curated record
AUGCGGCUACUCGACGCUCUGUCGCCCUUCUACUUUGUGCUCAUCUGCGUCAAGGAGCAGCAGCAGGGUGGCGAGGAUGCUGACCGUUUUCUGGCUGUCAAGAACGGGGAGCUACGCAGUCAUCAGCAGGUUACAAAUUCAUCGGACGUUCAUCGAUAUCCCCGUGGCCGCGUGCUUGCUGCGAUCCCUCAGUCUUGUCUGCGACUCGCCCAAUCCCGAUUGCCCUUCAUCCACCGCAGCCACCACUAUCUGCAAAGUCUGUUUCCCUUCUCCUACCUAUACGAGUUAUAA